CCCCAACAGAUUUUAUUAUUUCGAAAAGGAGAAUAUGGAGAGUCGCUUUCACUUCCCAAAGUCCUCCCUUUUUCUCUCUACGUACCAACUCACAGAGCCCCAGUUCUUCUCAUGUAUUUUCCCCUGAUUUUCUUUCCUUUUCAUAGCCAAAUAACUUGACAAAGAUAAAAAAAUCGAACAUCAUCGUUGAUAUUUUCCUCAAAUUCCAAAUGGGUUUCUUGAGUUUGCUGAAAUUCUCGCUUUUAUGUAUCGAUCUUUUUGCCUGGCCUGUGAUUGCUCUAGGGUUUCCUCUGUUUGCUUCCAUCAGAGCAAUUGAAACUGGUUCAAAAUUUCACUUGAAGAAGUUGGCUAUAUAUUGGACCCUUUUUUCUCUAAUUUCUCUGUUUGAGUUUGCUUUAAUGAAUCUCAUCGAAUGGAUACCGAUUUGGUCGAAAAUAAAACUCGCGACCAUCUUGUGGUUAGUUGUACCACAGUUUCAUGGUGCAUGUUAUGCGUACCAAAGCUUUAUACGUCCGUAUUUGAUUGUGAAUGUGCAAGAAGCUAUACGUAGGUGGGAAGAACAAAGUCGUACGAACGAGACAUCUCUUGAUGUGGCAGAUAAGUACAUGAAAGAGAAUGGAGUCGAAGCUCUUGAAAAGCUAAUUGCAGCAAAGAAGGAACUCAACGAAUCUGAUGAUUCUCAGAGGGGUUCUCGGGUUCAAGAACCAGACAAGAAAAAUGUUGAGGCUACAUUGAAACUGCCUAAAGAACCUGAUGCCGCUGAGAAAGAUAAAGGAAUAUUAGAAACUCCCAAGGGGAUUGAAUUUGAGGCAACUGAAGCGAAAAAAGUGAUGAUUUAUAAAGGAAUAUUAGAAACUCCCAAAGGGAAUGAAGCUACUGAAGCGGUAAAGCCAGUCCCCAAGGAAAAAGCCCAUGCACCGGUUCUUAAUAAAGACACUAUAGCACCACAAAAAACAUCUUCAGAAUGGACUUGUCAUUUAUGUCAAAUUUCAACGACUAGCGAGAAAAAUAUGAACGACCAUCUCAGAGGGAAUAAGCACAUGACCAUGAUACAGUCCUUGAAAUCGAGCAAGCUCAAUAAUAAUAAUAAUACCACAAAAGACCAUCCAAGUCCUGGAUCCUCAUCGGGCCGUGAAAGUGGGUCCAAGCAAGAAUCGACUUUAAAGCCCAAAAAAAUUGCUCAGACACAGCCUGUCAAGAAGAAGCCCACUGUGGAUGUUCAGCACAAUUUUAAACACUGGUGUGCCCUUUGUCAUGUGAAAGUAUCGUCCGAUAUUACUCUGGGGGCUCAUUUCAAGGGGAAAAAACAUGUGGCCAACCUUGAGAAAGUAAUGGGGAAAGUUUGA
Messenger RNA from Striga asiatica, 1346 nucleotides. Lineage: Eukaryota; Viridiplantae; Streptophyta; Magnoliopsida; Lamiales; Orobanchaceae. The record is from the annotation of a GenBank genome assembly.